Syzygium oleosum is the source of this 1749-nucleotide messenger RNA. RefSeq names its product phospholipase A1-Igamma1, chloroplastic. The coding region runs from base 88 to 1653 and encodes 521 amino acids. NCBI's taxonomy places the organism in Eukaryota, Viridiplantae, Streptophyta, Magnoliopsida, Myrtales, Myrtaceae. Gene Ontology annotation, molecular function: glycerophospholipase activity. The transcript is spliced from 3 exons. Gene Ontology annotation, biological process: lipid metabolic process. The record is from RefSeq and is a predicted model, not a curated record.
ACAUAUUCUAAUACUCUCGAGGAACCUACCCCCACCACAUGGCCGUAAAUCAAACCCACAUCCGAUUCAACUCAGCUCAUCUCCGCCAUGGCCACUUCUCUGUCCUCCGUCGCUCUCUCCUUCCCACCACCAAGUUGCCAACAUGACCACCGUGCCGUCAUCCCCCAGAAGCCUCUCGUCAAAUGCUCCCUAAAUGCUGCAGAAUCGCCGGACCCUCUUCACAUUUGCCGGGUCUUGUCCAAGGCGCCGAGCGACCCUCUACCGUUCGUGGUCGUCGACGGCGGCGAGGACGAGGGCCGCCUCGAAAGAGAGAGGUUUGGCGGGUUGGUGGAUCUAGACGGCGAUGGGGGAGCGAGGCCGGCUGCCCGGGUUCCCGAGGGGCGGUUAUCCGACGUGUGGCGCGAGAUCCACGGCCAGGACGACUGGGCGGGCAUGCUCGACCCCAUGGACCCGCUCCUGAGAUCGGAGCUCAUCCGGUACGGCGAGAUGGCGCAGGCGUGCUACGACGCGUUCGACUUCGACCCCUUCUCCAAGUACUGCGGAAGCUGCAGGUACGCGAAGCAGGAGUUUUUCGAGCGCUUGGACAUGAAGGGCCACGUCGGGUACGAGGUCACGCGGUACCUGUACGCGACGUCCAACAUAAACCUGCCCAACUUCUUCAAGAAGUCGCGGUGGCCCAAGGUGUGGAGCAAGCACGCGAACUGGAUUGGGUACGUGGCGGUCUCGGACGACAAGACCACGCGGCAGCUGGGGAGGCGGGACGUCGCGGUCGCGUGGAGGGGGACGGUCACGAGGCUCGAGUGGGUGGCGGACCUGAUGGACUACCUCGUGCCGGUGAGCUCGCAGAAGGUGCCGUGCCCGGACCCGGGGGUGAAGGCCGAGUCCGGGUUCUUGAGCCUGUACACGGACAAGGAGGACGACUGCAAGUUCACCAAGUACUCGGCUAGGGAACAAAUACUGACGGAAGUGAAGCGCCUGAUCGAGAAGUACCCCGACGACGAGCUCAGCAUCACCAUGACGGGCCACAGCCUGGGGAGCGCGCUGGCCAUACUGAGCGCGUACGACGUCGCCGAGACGGGCAUCAACGUGAGGCGGGACAGCCGGGCCGUCCCGGUGUGCGUGUUCUCCUUCGCAGGGCCCCGGGUCGGGAACGCGCGGUUCAAGGAGAGGGCGGAGGAGCUCGGGGCGAAGGUGCUGAGGGUGGUGAACGCGCGCGACUUCGUGCCCAAGUCGCCGGGCCUGGUGUUCAACGAGCGGUCCCCGAGGGCGGUGAUGAGGCUCGCAGGGGGGCUGCCGUGGAGCUACUCCCACGUCGGGGUGGAGCUGGAGCUGGACCACGAGCGCUCGCCCUUCCUCAAGCCGACCAGCGACCCCGCCUGCGCCCACAACCUGGAGGCUCACCUCCAUCUGCUCGACGGGUACCACGGAAAAGGGCAGAGGUUCGUGCUAGCGAGCGGGAGAGAUCCGGCGCUGGUGAACAAGGACGCCGACUUCCUGAAGGACCACCACCUGGUCCCGCCUUUCUGGAGGCAGGACCACAACAAGGGCAUGAUCCGGAACCACGACGGCCGUUGGAUGCAGCCCGAGCGCCCCAAGCCGGAGGAUCACCCCGCUUACAUGGACCAUCGUGUAGAGCAGCUGGGCCUCCAAUAAAUGGUCACACUUGAUCGAAAAAAAGAGUGAAAAUGUCGCACAUCAAUUAUGGAGUUUUUAAACGGAUGGAUCGUGUCGAGUUUGGAACGCCGGAUA